AUGGCAAAGGAGGACCUGCUUCUCUUGGAUUUCUGGGCUAGCCCAUUUUGCAUGAGGGUGAAGGUAGCAUUGGCUGAGAAGGGUGUGGACUACGAAUCAAAACAGGAGGAGAACUUGUUAGGUGGGAAGAGUGAGUUGCUGCUCAAAUCAAACCCUAUUUACCAGAAGGUGCCUGUGCUCUUAGACAAUGGAAAGCCACUGUCUGAGUCCACUAUCAUUGUUAGCUACAUUGAUGAGAAAUGGCCUUCACCUCCAUUGCUCCCAGCUUGUGCAUAUGGUCGAUCCCAAGCUCGUUUCUGGGCUGAUUACAUCGACAAGAAGCUAUUUGAUGCAACCUGCAGUAUCUGGAGGAGCACAGGAGCGGCUGUGGAGGCAUCCAAGAAAGAGUUCAUUGAAGUUUUGAAGGUUUUAGAGGAAGCCCUUGGGGAGAAAGAUUUCUUUGGUGGUGAGACCUUUGGAUUUGCCGAUAUCAUGGCAAUUCCGAUCACCAGUUGGUUUUAUGCCAGUGAGAAGUUUGGAAAUUUCACAGUUGAGGCCGAGUGUCCCAAACUAUCAGCUUGGAUUAAGAGGAGCAUGCAGAGGGAGAGUGUGGCCAAAGUUCUUCCGGACCCAGAAAAGGUCUAUGAAUUUGUGGUCAUGUUCAGAAAGAUGCUUGGCAUUGAGUAG
This is a messenger RNA of Dovyalis caffra, 666 nucleotides long. The record is from the annotation of a GenBank genome assembly. NCBI's taxonomy places the organism in Eukaryota, Viridiplantae, Streptophyta, Magnoliopsida, Malpighiales, Salicaceae.